This is a messenger RNA of Sorex fumeus (smoky shrew), 3093 nucleotides long. It is a transcript of the gene DSPP, whose product is annotated as dentin sialophosphoprotein. Gene Ontology annotation, molecular function: collagen binding. Gene Ontology annotation, cellular component: cytoplasm; nucleus. NCBI's taxonomy places the organism in Eukaryota, Metazoa, Chordata, Mammalia, Eulipotyphla, Soricidae. The transcript is spliced from 4 exons. The record is from RefSeq and is a predicted model, not a curated record. Gene Ontology annotation, biological process: dentinogenesis; odontoblast differentiation. The coding region runs from base 1 to 3093 and encodes 1030 amino acids.
AUGAAGAUCAUUGUGUAUGUUUGCAUUUGUGUGGCUGCAUGGGCAAUUCCAGUUCCUCAGCUCAAGCCACUGGAGAGACAUGCUGUUGACCAAUCUAUGAAUGUAAAUCUUCCGGCAAAAUCAAAAGUGCCAAUACAGAAUGAGUUAAAUGCUGACAACAACACCAAAGAAAAUGGUGCCCCUUUGCAUGAAAAUCAGGGAGAAAGUCGGUCUCAUGUUAAAGACCAUCACAAAGGAGAGAGAAAUGGCUCUGAGUGGGCCACUGUAGGAGAGAAAAGUUCUUCCCAUUUCACAUUUGCAAAUGAAGUGGACAAUACUGAGGAUCAGAAUGGGACCACGGGAAAAUCAGCAGCAUAUGGAUAUGAUGAGAUCCAUGGACAAGAAACUAAUGCCGCAGCGAAUGGCAUCCGGGGACGAGUGAUCAUCACUGACACUUCCGGAGCAACAAAUGGGAGUGGUAUUAUCGGAAACACUGAGGACAAUUCAAAGAACACGUCUGCUGCAGUUGCCCAUCAGCGUGGGGACAACCCUGCUGUUGUUCAUGAGGACAGACAGCAAGUGAUUGAAAGCAAUAACGGUACAAUCCUGGAAGACGAAACACUGGGGACGACCUGUGGGAAUGAGGGAAAUGCAAGUGAAACCACAGCUCAGACAGAGGCUGGGAUCAAUGAGAAUGAGGGGACAGGGGUAACACCAGGGGUCAGUGGAACCGGUGACAGGCAAGAUCCGGGUCUGGAUGAUUCUGAAGGGAAUCCCAGUGGGAAUGGAGAAGAUGAAGAUGAAGACAAAGGCUCUGGUGACGAUGAAAGUGAUGACACAGAGAAUGGGAAAGAGGGUGCUGAGAAGAGUCCGGGGCAGGGGAAAGAAGACAAUGAGAAUAGCCUGGGUCAAGAGUCAAUAAGUAGUGAAGACGAUGGCCCCAAAGGCCAAGGAGAACCCCAUGCAAGUGAUGGAGAUAACACUUCCAAGAGUGAAGAGAAUGACGCUAAUAUACCACAAGACAAGGGUAACCAGCGGAUGGAGGACAACCCCAAACCCAGUAACAGAGAAAACAAAGGUGUGGGAAAUGCAGUCAGUCAACAACUAGAGACAAAUGUUAUUACUGGCAAGAGUCAAGCUAAGGAAAUAGAAACCAAAGGUCCUAGCAAUGGAAACAGAAACAAUACUACCAAAGUACUUGGGAAAGUCAACGAAGACAAAGAGACUAAAGGACAACCUGGAGUGAUCACGAGCAAAGGAAACGUCAAGACACAAGAAGUCAACGUCAAUGUGGGACGUGGCCAGAAAGCAGAGCCUGGAAACACGUUUGGACCCAGCAGAACAGGUAGUGGCAGUCAUAGUGGUGGUUAUGACAGCUAUGAAUUCGAUGAUGAGUCCAUGCAAGGAGAUGACCCCAAUAGCAGUGACGAGUCUAACGGCCAGGACAAUGCCAAUUCCGAAGGUGACAGCGAUAGCAAUAGCCAAGGAGAUGUCUCUUACAGCUCCCAGGAUUCAAGUGAUGACGGGGAUGACGGGGAUUCCACAGGAGGAGAGGACGAUGACAGUGAAAGCACUUCGGACGCUAGCGAGAGUGACAGUGGGGGCCAUGGGGACAGCGAGAGUGAGGACAACAGCAAGUCAGACAGUAGCACGGAAAAAUCAGACAGCAGCGACAGCAGCAGCGACAGUAGCAGUGACAGCAGUGACAGUAGUGACAGCAGUGACAGCAGCGACAGUAGCAGUGACAGCAGUGACAGUAGUGACAGCAGUGACAGCAGCGACAGUAGCAGUGACAGUAGUGACAGCAGUGACAGCAGCGAUAGUAGCAGUGACAGUAGUGACAGCAGUGACAGUAGUGACAGCAGCGAUAGCAGUGACAGUAGCAGUGACAGCAGUGACAGUAGUGACAGCAGUGACAGUAGUGACAGCAGUGACAGUAGCAGUGAUAGCAGUGACAGCAGCGACAGUAGUGACAGCAGCGACAGCAACGACAGUAGCAGUGAUAGCAGUGACAGUAGUGACAGCAGUGACAGUAGUGACAGCAGUGACAGCAGCGACAGUAGUGACAGUAGUGACAGUAGCAGUGACAGCAGCGACAGUAGCAGUGACAGCAGCGACAGUAGUGACAGUAGUGACAGUAGCAGUGACAGCAGCGACAGUAGCAGUGACAGCAGUGACAGUAGUAGCAGCAGUGACAGCAGUGAUAGUGACAGCAAAUCAGACAGUAGUAACAGCAGUGAUAGCAAAUCAGAUAGUAGUAAUAGUGAUAGUGACAGCAGUGACAGCAGCGACAGUAGCAGUGACAGCAGUGACAGCAGCGACAGUAGUGACAGCAGUGACAGUAGUGACAGCAGUGACAGCAGUAACAGCAGUGAUAGCAGUGACAGUAGUGACAGCAGCGACAGUAGUGACAGCAGUGACAGCAGUGAUAGCAGUGACAGCAGUGACAGCAGUGACAGUAGUGACAGCAGUGACAGCAGUGAUAGCAGUGACAGCAGUGACAGCAGUGACAGCAGCGACAGUAGUGACAGCAGCGACAGUAGUGACAGCAGUGAUAGCAGUGACAGCAGUGACAGCAGCGACAGUAGUGACAGCAGCGACAGCAGUGACAGCAGUGAUAGCAGUGACAGCAGUGACAGUGACAGCAGUGACAGCAGUGACAGCAGCGACAGCAGUGACAGCAGUGACAGUAGUGACAGCAGUGACAGCAAUGACAGCAGCGACAGUAGUGACAGUAGCGACAGCAGUGACAGCAGUGACAGCAGUGAUAGCAGUGACAGUAGUGACAGCAGUGACAGCAGUGAUAGCAGUGACAGCAGUGACAGUGACAGCAGUGACAGCAGUGAUAGCAGUGACAGCAGUGACAGUGACAGCAGUGACAGCAGUGAUAGCAGUGACAGCAGCGACAGCAGUGACAGCAACAACAGCAGUGAUAGCAGUGACAGCAGCGAUGGUGACAACGGUGACGAUAAAAAAAGCAGCGACAGUGCAUCUGACAACAGAGGUGACAAUCACAGGAAAAGCAAGUCUAGUAAGAAGCACCACAAUAAAAAUGACAGCAGUGACAGUAUCAGUGAAGGCAGUGAUAGUAAUCAUUCAACCAGUGAUGAUUAA